Cornus florida is the source of this 1203-nucleotide messenger RNA. RefSeq lists its product as uncharacterized. The transcript has 3 exons. The record is from RefSeq and is a predicted model, not a curated record. Lineage: Eukaryota; Viridiplantae; Streptophyta; Magnoliopsida; Cornales; Cornaceae. The coding region runs from base 1 to 1203 and encodes 400 amino acids.
AUGGAUUCAGACAACAAUUUUCAAUCUGAUGACGAAUUUAAUGAAAUGGUGGCAGAUGCAUUGCUGGGUGUUGCAGUUUGUGUUUCAACUAAUUACCACACCAACUAUAAUGUGAAAGAACCAUGUAGAAAUUCGAAUUAUACAGGACAUCAAUUUGUAAUGGAAGUAUUAGCUAGACAUCAUAAGCGUUGUCAUGAGUUAUUUCGCAUGGAAAAGCAUGUAUUUUUAUGGCUUUGUCAAGAGCUCAAACGAAAGGAUCUAUUAAAAGAUAGUUGUGAAAUUUCUAUGGAGGAGCAAAUGGCCAUAUUUCUUAUGACAAUUGGCCAUAAUGAAAGAAAUAGGAUGCUACAAGAACGAUUUCAACACUCUGGUGAGACUAUUAGUAGGCAUUUUAAUACAGUUCUGAAAGCCCUAGUAACAUUCUCAACGUCAAUUAUUGUGCCUCCUUCGUUUGAUGAUAUCCCUAUUCACAUACGCAACAAUCCUAAAUAUUGGCAUCAUUUUAAGGGUUGCAUUGGUGCAAUCGAUGGAACGCAUAUUGAUGCAGUGAUUCCAGUCGAUCAACAAAUUGCAUAUCGUGGACAUAAAGGAGAUUCCACACAAAAUGUGAUGGCUGCUUGCUCAUUUGAUAUGAAAUUCACAUUUGUUUGGGCUGGAUGGGAGGGAUCGGCUCAUGAUUCUCGUAUACUUAACGAAGCUCUUAGUAGGCCAAAUUUGAACUUUCCCAAGCCUCCAAGUGGUAAAUAUUAUGUUGUUGAUGCUGGGUAUGCUAACAUGCCAGGAUAUUUAGCACCAUAUAAAGGAGUACGUUAUCAUUUACAAGAAUUUCAAAGAAAUCGCCAACCAAGAGGAGUUAGAGAACUGUUUAAUUAUGCUCACUCAUCUAUUAGAAAUAUAAUUGAACGUUGUUUUGGAGUUUGGAAGGCUCGGUGGGCAAUUUUAAAACAUAUGGCUCCUUUUCCAUUCCCAACACAAAGGUUAAUUGUGAUUGCAUCAAUGGCAUUACACAAUUAUAUACGACAAGAAGCAAUAGCGGAUGCCGAAUUUCGACGAUAUGAUGAUGAUGAAGGUUAUGCCAGUGACAACGAUGAUAUGUACACGCGUGCUACUUUAUCGGAAUCUAGUGGAACAAUGGACCAACAACAAGAGAUGAGCAUUAUACGUGAUGGGAUUGCUAAUUCAAUAUUGCAAUCAACUAGAUAA